AUGUACGUGAGUUACCUGCAGCUGGACAAGGACCCCGCUAUGUACCCGCCGCACCAGAACCCGGUGACCCGCCACCCGGGCCUCAGCCUCAGCCCGCAGAACUUCCCGGCUCCGCCGCAGUACUCGGACUUCCCCGGCUACCACCACCACCACCACCACCCGCACCACGGCAUCAGCAACGACCAGCAGGCCGGGAACCCGGGCGCUGCAGGCGGCGGCUGGAGCUCGUCCUACCCGCCGCCCCCUCCGCCCACACGGGACGACUGGUCAUCGCACUACGCUGCGGCAGCCGCGGCAGCAGCAGCCGGGGGGGCGCCCUCUAUGGGGGGGUCCACCGUGCCCGGCGUGGUGGCUUCCACUUUGGGGUUCAACCCGGCAGAGUUCCCCGGGCAGCUGCCCGCGUCCCUAAACGCGUCGGUGGGGCAGCUGUCCCCCGGCUCCCCGCAGAGGAGGAACCCGUACGACUGGAUACGACGCAGCUCCGCGCCGCCCACCAACCCCAAUGGAAAGACGCGGACUAAAGAUAAGUACCGUGUGGUUUACACCGACCACCAGCGUCUGGAGCUGGAGAAAGAGUUUCACUACAGCAAAUACAUCACCAUCAGGAGGAAGGCGGAGCUCGCCACGACGCUGGGCCUGUCGGAGAGACAGGUGAAGAUCUGGUUCCAGAACCGCCGGGCCAAGGAGCGCAAGAUCACCAAGAAGAAGCUCCAGCAGCCAGCCUCCUCCACGACCACGCCCACGCCUCCCAACGGCAGCAACGGCGGUGGAGGCCUCCAUGGAAAUGGCGGGAACAGCGUCGCAAUGGUGACGAGCAGCAGCGGUAGCAACGGGCUGGUGUCCCCUUCCUCCCUGGCUCUGAACAUCAAAGAGGAGUACUGA
Messenger RNA from Cottoperca gobio, 882 nucleotides. RefSeq names its product caudal type homeobox 1 b (gene cdx1b). The coding region runs from base 1 to 882 and encodes 293 amino acids. Gene Ontology annotation, biological process: cell differentiation; anterior/posterior axis specification; regulation of transcription by RNA polymerase II. The record is from RefSeq and is a predicted model, not a curated record. Gene Ontology annotation, molecular function: RNA polymerase II transcription regulatory region sequence-specific DNA binding; DNA-binding transcription factor activity, RNA polymerase II-specific. NCBI's taxonomy places the organism in Eukaryota, Metazoa, Chordata, Actinopteri, Perciformes, Bovichtidae. Gene Ontology annotation, cellular component: nucleus. The transcript has 3 exons.